CAUAAAAUUGUUUAUAUUGAUUCCUAAAAAAAAAAAGAAAAAAAAAAAAAAGACAGUUGUGCUGUUUUGGAUUGAGGCAAAAAAUAUGACCACCCAAAUCCGAGGUGAGCACACCAAAAGUGCUUUCAUGAAGAUCACAAUUAUGUAGACACAUAAAACAAAGCUUUAUAAUUCAGGGGCACAACACACUAAUGACAACGUGAUAAAUAAGUGAAAAAUAAUGAGUAUCUGAUAGCAAUACGAUAUUAGGUAGGAAACAGGUAGUAAUCGGCAUUUAGAAAUAACAUUGAGAGGUGCAUACAGGUGAUACAGUAGGGGUCCGAAAGUCUGAGACCACAUUAUUAUAGCCUUUUUGACCCCACUGUAUUUCUUAUGGCAAGCUUUGGAUUAAAUAAUAGCUUCGUUCGUUAGUCUUAGCGAACCCAGAGUAUUUGUAAAAACAACCCCACUAACUUCAGCGAUUCUUCUAUGUUUAUCUUCUACGGAGUACUGUCACAUGUUGUCACAGCUGUAGUGCAGGUGCUUACGAGCGGCCCUGAAGGCAUCACGGCACUAUGGUAACGUCCAAACUUAUGAGGAUAACUUCAGCUUUAGCGAACAUAAAACAGAGCUACCUAGCUUCUUAAAUAAUAAAAGCAGUCUUGAAAGGGCAAAAGCACGAUGGAGGGACUUGAAGACUUCGAGAGUUUUUUAAAGAAUGUUGACAAAAUAAGUGAGCUUGUGAAGAAUCUCAAGUCUUAUGAUGUCACAGUCCAGCAAAAAGCAAUAGAGGAAGCUGAUUGCCACAUUGCUGCCUUGAAUGAACCUUAUAGGACAAAAGUCAACAAGACUACAAUCAACACAAAGCCACCACUCAAGCCUUCCUUUAGUCCGCAGAACGAAGGUCCAGAGAGUUUCAUGAAGAUUAUGGAGAGAGAUGCUGAAGACAGGAGGAUAAAGCGGAUUGCUAAAGAGAAAAAGGCAACUGCACUCAAAGACAAGGGGAAUGAAGCUUAUGCUCAAGGCGACUAUGAAACUGCUGUGAAGUAUUACAGUGAUGGCUUGGAUGAACUACGGGACAUGCAGCCAUUGUACACCAACCGAGCACAAGCCUACAUCAAGCUGGGAAAGUACAAAGAAGCCAUCAGUGACUGUGAAUGGGCCCUGAAGUGUAAUGAGAGGUGCAUAAAGGCUUAUGUACACAUGGGCAAAGCAUUUAUGGAACUGAAGAAAUAUAAUGAGUCCAGACACUGCUUUGAAAAGAUAGUGGAAAUUGAACCUGGAAGGGAGAAGAUGGUAAAAGAAUACCUGAUCCAAGUAGAUUUGGAAGCGGAGAGAGAGAAUCAGGAGAUGAAUGCGAGGGAGGAGUUUGACAAGGGAGAGGUGAAGGCCAGAACGGUGCCUCAGCUUCUUGAGAAGCUGUCAAGGCCCGGCCAGAUGCCCCUCUUCUACCGCGGAGGAUUGGAGCUUCUCUUACAAGCAGUUACUGACUGUACAGGCCAGACCCUUUUCAGACUGAACAAUGGCUUUAGUAUCAUCAGCAGCAAUGACAUGGUGAGGAGUUGCCUGUUGCAGAAAACAAAGGGUCCAGACAGCCAGCAGUUAUGUGUGUCUGUUCUGAAGUUAUGGAGGGUUAUUUGCUCUGGAAAUGAUGAAAACCAGAAGAUGUUGAUGACAUGCCCAGUCACCAGACAAGCCACUAUUGACUUAGUAACAUCAGAGCAUUUUGCAGUACGGAAAGAAUGUCUGGCAUUACUAUGUAUGUACUCACAGAUGCCACACAGCAGGCGUUUGGCCAUUGACAGCCUGAAUGUGCACAUGUUAGUGAGGAACCUCAUGGUGUGCAUCUCACAGCCAAAUCAGCAGCAGGAGAACACAGCGGUCAACAUUCUGGAGAACUUUGCAGCUGAAGACAAAUUUUGCAUUCAGUUAAGGAAUAUGUUGACAGACUCUGUCAUUGUGCCAUUUACAACAAUGCUGAGAAAUAUAAACAAGUCCAAUCAUCAUAUCCUUCCAUCACUGAUAUUGGCCAUUGGCUGUCUGGCUCGAGACGACGUCAUCCGUCACAAACUUUCUCAUGAUCCAGAAUGUUUGAAGGCCUUUCUGGUUGCCAUUAGGCAGUGCAGUGCAUAUGUAUACAAAGAGAUCCUUUACUCUAUGCUUGGGCUGAUCAUCAGCCUUUCAACCAUGACUUCUCCAGUCAUCCAGGAGCAUGCGGUUUCACUGUGUGACUGCUGUCUGGGCCUGCUGAGGGAUAGUGACGGAGGAGUAAUAACUAGAGUCACAGGUGUGCUGAGCACUGUCCUCCCUCAGUCCUCUGAGGCUGUUCUCCAUGUUAUCCAGGCGGAUGUGGUUCGGAGUAUGUGCCGGUUGCUGAAGAAAAGCGGGCCAACUGCCACCAAGUAUGCCAUUAGGACGCUGACAGUGUGCACUGCUGCCAGUCACUUGGCACGGGAGGAGCUAGUGAAGUCUGAUAAAAAACUGUCUAUCUUACGUCAUUUGCUGGAUUCCAGCUGUGAUGAGAUGGUGUCAGGAAAUGCAGCCCUGUGCUUGGCCCACUGCCUUGAGUUGGAGGGAAUUGCCAGCAACCUGCUGGGCACUGAUAUUGUGCUACGGCUGCUGCGCAAUGCUGCAGGGGAUGCAAAGAAGACAGCUGUGCGGCAAAAUGCAGCGAUUGCUCUGGGGAAGCUGUGUCGAUCUGAGCCCAGACAUUUGAACAAACUUCGAGAAUUACACGGCCUUGAGAUCCUGCACUCCUGUAUGAAGUUCAUCACAUGAACUCCUGAUAACAUGUUUUACAAUCAUGCUUGUCAUCAGUCUUGUUCUCUUCUAUAUUCUAUUUUGGACAAAAAAAACAACAUAUUCCUUGUCGUCAUAUCAUCUGAAUUCUUCUUUUUUUUUGAAGAAAACUAAGCCUGUCUCAAGAAUAAUUAAAGAUUUAUUUCAUUUGAAUAAAAUUCUACUCCUAAUUGCUUAAUCUACAUAAACAAGGUCAUACACAUUAGCAAUGUUCUUGGCUGUCCUUGUUUUUCAUGCCCAUGUGAAUUUAUAUGGUUAAUUAUUAUGAAUACACUCACCCUGAAGUAGAAACAAGAGUAGUCAGUUUUACCAUCUUUGUGUGUCUGACCUUAGAUUAAAAUAUGACUAAUAUUUUAAAAGACUAAUGCAGGUAUUAGGUAUCCCUAAAUUGUAAAAAUAAGAAUACACUGCUUAAACAAAUAACUGACUCUGAAGAGUUCAUAUAUACAGUAGUACAAACCGUAACUAUUGGACUGAUACUGAUCCAGCAGAAUUACAUAUUGAUGGUAUUUGAAGUGAGACAUGGACUGAUGUGUGCCAGUGGUUAAGGCUGUUCAUAGAGCUAGAAACCUGGCACUUAAUCAUUCAUAUUGAAGGUCUUUCUCUUAUUUAUCAUGACAAAAUGUGUUAAAUGCAAAUUAUGCAGCCACAUACAGGUAUACCCCUUAGUUCUAAUAAAUAGUACAGGGUCAGGCCUAUAGGGUCAUUUUAUGUUGUGCCAACCUUUGAUAUUUGUUCUAUUUUUUUGGUUCUUUAGAUGUGUGGUUGGUUUGUUUGUUUUUUGAUUUCAUUCCCAGAAAGGUGCAGCUGAGCCCUGGGUAUAAAAACUACAUUUUCAUCUGUGUUUGGAUUCUCAGGAUGGCAGUACUGGAACAACAAAUCACAUCAAAAUAAACAGAUUUGCAUUGUAAAGACCAUUUACAGGGAGACUGAGUUUGGAGUCCACCAGAUCUGCACGUCUUUGAAAUAUGAGGAUUACUUGUAAACUCACAGAAAGGGCUGGCCCCCGGAAUUUAAUGUGUGACCUUUCUUAACAACAGCUCUAACCACUACACAACAGUGCUGCUCUCAAUACUUGAAUGUUGAACCUAACCACUGUGAGAACUUAUAACUGGGUUAACAUGCUGCACAAACACUAUGAUGCCUGGUAGAGUUGUAUUGAGAGAGAAAAGUUCACCUGAGUUAUAUUAGAUUGUAUGGAUAGUGCUGUGGAAACCUGGCAUCAGAAAUCCUAUACUUGGGAAAAAAUUGAAUUAAGGCCACUGUGGUAUUACACCUCAUUUGUAAGUAGGGAAGAAAAGGGCCAUGUGGACAUUUAGUGCUUGUUUUGUGAAAAAAUAGUCCAAUUUUAUAAAAAAACAAAAACAAAACAACAACUUGUCAAAACUAGUACGUUCAAGUCUGUGGCUACUAUUGAGGACACUGAGGUCUAUUUUUAUCUUAAUGAGAAUUUUGGGACUUUGUAAUCUUGGAGUUUAUUCUCUAAAGUCAAAAACAUUUUAAAGGCUAAUUUCGGUAUUUUUAUACCCUGUAUCAUCUGUUAUUGUGUCAUGAAUUGAUUUAACUUGAACUGAAAACAAAUCAACUAAAUGGAGAACCGAGUUUCCAUUUUUCUUCAGGGAUUUGCAAGUAAGGUGUGUCUGCUAGCAUUAAUCAAUCCCAUUUUCAAUACAGUUUAUAACAUUCAUGAACAAUA
Messenger RNA from Seriola aureovittata, 4474 nucleotides. RefSeq names its product tetratricopeptide repeat domain 12 (gene ttc12). Lineage: Eukaryota; Metazoa; Chordata; Actinopteri; Carangiformes; Carangidae. The transcript is spliced from 21 exons. The coding region runs from base 661 to 2757 and encodes 698 amino acids. Gene Ontology annotation, molecular function: protein binding. The record is from RefSeq and is a predicted model, not a curated record.